Molecule: messenger RNA, 1739 nt
Organism: Paramecium sonneborni
Lineage: Eukaryota; Ciliophora; Oligohymenophorea; Peniculida; Parameciidae
Source: the annotation of a GenBank genome assembly
AUGGAAUAAGCAUCUAAUUAUUUUUUUACAUCCACUUAAAAAUAACAAAAGGCCUUUUGGGAUCGAAAUUUUCAUAUUUUGUUAAAUCAGCAUGAUAAUUUCUAAAUUUCAAAUGAUAACUGCACUACCUUCUUCAAAAAGGGAAAAUUAUUAAAAAAAUGGAUACCUAGACUCUAUUCAGUCUAAGGAAAUUAUAUUAUAUAUGGAGAUACUGUAAAAAAUAUGAUUUUAUUCAGAAAAUGAAAGGGUUUAGGAAAUUAGAUUGUGUUUACUUGUAAUACAGCUUACUAGAUAUUACAUAUAGAUAUCAUUUACAAUUGAUAUAUUGUGGAUUUAUUCUAGAUCUCUAUACUGAUCAAAAGAAAGAUUAUGAUAAUUUCAAAGAAAUACUCUAACAACAUUGUAUAUUAACUGAUUUUCAUACAUAAUUUAGUUUAUUAAAACAAAUUGGCUUUGGCUCUAGUGCUUAAGUAUUUAUUUUGGAUAUAAGUUUAGGUAUAUAUUGCGAGAAGCAAUUAUAAUAAAUAAUACUAUGCAAUCAAGAGGGUUUAGAAAAAUUAUUCAAUUAAAUAGAAGAAAUUUGAAUAAGAACAUGCUUUAAAUAAUGAAAUUUAGAUAAUGAAGGAAUUAAAUCAUCCAAACAUAAUAUCUUUACAUUAAGUUUUUGAAACAAAUAGUAAUUUAUUAAAUAAAUUUAUAAGAACAUAUCAAUCUUGUUUUGGAAUUAAUUUAAGGUGGUGAAUUACUCAAAUAAGGAUAAUAUAAAAGCAUCAGGGAUGCCAGAAUGGUUGCAAGGUAAUUGGCUUUAUGUGUUGAUUAUAUGCACUAAAAAGGCAUUAUGCAUCGAGAUUUGAAGCCUCAAAAUAUAUUAUGUAAAUCUAAUACAGCUGAAGUCUUAAUUGCUGAUUUUGGUUUGGCAACCUACAUAAAAGAAUAAAAAUAAUAAUAUUAUAGAUGUGGCACUACUGGAUAUGUUGCUCCAGAGAUAUUAAUGUAUAAAGAGGGCUCUAAGAUGUACAAUGAAAAAUGUGAUAUAUUUAGUUUAGGAGUCAUUUACUAUUAACUGUAUAAUUUUUAUAAAUGUUUAAUUUAAGAAUUUAUCAGACACAUCCAUUUAAAGAUGCUUAAAAAGCUGGUAUUUUAAAAAGGAAUAUGGAGGUUGAUUAUAAAUUUGAAGAUAAUAUAAGAGUGCCGUAGAGUUGUAAGGAUUUGAUAGCUUCAAUGUUAAAAUUAAAUCCAAAACUAAGACCAUCGGCAUCUUAGAUAUUGCGUCAUGAUUUUUUUAAUGAAAAUUUGAAUGAACUUUCAUAUCCAAGUUUAAUCAGUUCAAUCCAGGAGUACAUAAAUAACAAUGAAUAAUUAGUAUAAGUGAAUAAAAGAAAUCAGGACAAUCUUUUAAUUCAUAGAUUGGUGAAUUGAAAUUUUCAACAUUUUAGAAGAAUGGUUAAACUGUCUUUGAGAAAAUACCCUUGUAUGGAAAUUAUGAGAUUCCAAAUAAUCAUGGUAAUGAAUUAAUAGAGAGAUCUCCAAUAUGGAAUAAGAGAAUUGAAUUAUAGAGACCAGCUAGUUAACCAAGAUCAAAAGCUUAAUCCUUAUAUUCAUACAAGAACUUAGAGAUUAGAGGUAAUAAAGUUUCUAUAUUUCGAUAAUAAUCUAAAAAUUCCGAAAAUGAUUUAGAUUAAUCUCAUUAAUAUCCUUACGAAAGCAUUAUCAAUAGAUGCAAAAUAAAAAAUAAAUGA